Diabrotica balteata is the source of this 369-nucleotide messenger RNA. The record is from the annotation of a GenBank genome assembly. Lineage: Eukaryota; Metazoa; Arthropoda; Insecta; Coleoptera; Chrysomelidae.
AUGGACCUACCUCAGUUAUACGCUAAAUACAACGAACUUCAAAAAACUGAUAAUAUUUUUGUUUUGGAUAAUUUUUUGGACGUUUCACAAUGGCAAAUGGAAGAAGAAACUGCUUUCGAUAUUGGUUGUGGCGAUGGAAAAUUUUUAUUUGAAUAUCUCAUUCCAAAACUACCUAAUAAUUUUGCAAAAUUCGUAGCUUGCGACUGUUCCGAAAAAAUGAUAGAGUUUGCUAAAAAAAAGUACUAUUUGCCAAAGGUUGAUUUUGUUAAAUUUGAUGUCAGUUCGGACGAAAUACCUGAAGAAUUUGAAAACACCUUUAAUCAUAUUUAUUCCUUCUAUGCGCUACAUUGGGUUAGGAGGCAAAGGUAA